AUGAGCUUCAGGGCCAAGGCCAAGAUGAGUGGAAUCCCAAUCUUGUGCCUCCUGCUGUCCAUCUCCAACUGCCUUGCUUACUAUGAGGACCUUGCCAAGUGUUUCCAGGACCCUGAAUAUGAGACCUUCCUUACCAUAGCCCAGAAUGGGCUCCACAUCUCCCCACUGUCCAAGCGUGUGGUGGUCGUGGGAGCUGGCAUGGCGGGCUUGACGGCAGCCAAGACCCUACAGGAUGCUGGUCACCAGGUAACCAUCUUGGAGGCCAGUGACCACAUUGGGGGUCGGGUGGUCACAUUCAGGAAUGAGGAGGAGGGCUGGUACUGUGAACUGGGGCCAAUGCGAAUCCCCAAAUCCCACAGGCUGGCCCACACCUAUGUCAAGAAGCUGGGCUUGAAGCUCAAUAAGUUUAUCCAACAUGACAACAACACCUGGUACCUUGUCAAUGGACGACACUACCGUGCCUGGGAAGUCAAGGCCAACCCAGAGCUCUUGGGCUACCUUGUGAACCCCGCAGAGAAGGGCAAGAGCGCAGAGUAUCUUUUCCACGGGUCCAUCGCCAAGCUUAAGCAAAGUAUGAAGACGUUCAACUGCAGCCACCUGCUGUCCCUUUAUGAUUCUUACUCCACCAAGGCUUACCUGCUGAAGGAAGGGAGGCUGAGCAGAGGAGCAAUAAAGAUGAUCGGGGACGUGAUGAAUGAGAACGCUGGGUACUACAAGUCCCUCCUGGAGUCCCUGAGGACUGUUAGCAUCUUCUCCAAACCCGACGACUUCUCUGAGAUCACCGGUGGCUUUGACCAGCUCCCCAAAGCCCUCAGCGACCUCCUGAAGCCUGGCACCAUCCAGUUGAGCUCCAAGGUGGAGACGGUGGUGAGGGAUGGGCCUGAGGUCCAGGUUUUGUACCGCUCAGGUGGACCCACCUCAGAGCUACUCAACCUCACGGCUGAUUACGUCAUCAUCUCUGCCUCGGCCAAGGCCACUCGCCUCAUCACCUUUCAGCCACCCCUGUCCCCAGAAAAGACACACGCCCUGCGCUCCGUGCAUUAUACCAGUGCCACCAAGGUGGUUUUGACCUGCAAUGAGCCCUUCUGGGAACGGGAUGGCAUCCGGGGUGGCGUCUCAGUCACCGACAGGCCCUCACGCUACAUCCACUACCCCAGCCACAGCUUUCCAAACGGCAAGAGUGCUCUCCUGGCCUCCUACACUGUGGACGACGAUUCCCUCUUCCUCACCUCCAUGAGGCCCAACCAGGUCGUGGAUAUCGUGCUGGAUGACGUGGCCGCAGUGCACCGCAUACCCAAGGAGGAGCUACGGCGCAUGUGCCCAUCCUCAAAGGUCAAGCACUGGUCUUUGGACCCCCUCACCAUUGGUGCCUUUGCUGAGUUCACACCCUAUCAAUUUACAGACUAUUCGAAGCAGCUCUUCCAGCCAGAGGGCUGCAUCCAUUUUGCUGGGGAACACACCUGCCUGCCCCAUGCCUGGAUUGACACCGCCAUCAAGUCUGGUAUUCGGGCUGCCAGGAACAUCCAGGCUGCUGUGGACAAGCAGGCCACAGGGGCACAGAAACCUCUCCAGAAGUUCUUCAUCAACUCUCAGGAUGGUUUCUCCUCCAGGAGUAAUAACCCCUGA
This is a messenger RNA of Jaculus jaculus (lesser Egyptian jerboa), 1626 nucleotides long. RefSeq names its product L-amino-acid oxidase-like. Gene Ontology annotation, molecular function: L-amino-acid oxidase activity; polyamine oxidase activity. The record is from RefSeq and is a predicted model, not a curated record. The transcript is spliced from 7 exons. Gene Ontology annotation, biological process: amino acid catabolic process. NCBI's taxonomy places the organism in Eukaryota, Metazoa, Chordata, Mammalia, Rodentia, Dipodidae. Bases 1 to 1626 code for a protein of 541 amino acids.